AUGACGAAGACCAAGACCAACAACGGCAAAGUGGCGAUUCGCCUCAAGUCAGCACUGGCGCGGAUCACGCUUACCCCGCACACGCUCGCCUUCUUCCUGCUCAGCGUGAUCCACUGCCUCGCGCAGGGCCUCACCGCCGCGUUCCUGUACUCGGAGGACGCGAGCACGUCCGCGUUCGUGUUCAACAUCCUGCACACCGCGCAGGUACCGCGAAACGAGGUCGCGCGGCUCUUCCGGCACGGGGACGACCUCACCCUCAAGCUCUGCACGGCGGCGCCGAUCGGAGACGUGUAUAAAGAUUGUACGACUAUCUGGGACACCAGCAUGACUUUGAACACCACGGGCGCAUUUGUUCCUAGGUUCGCCGAUGUAGAGGAUCUGGUGUUUUUGGAUGCGCCCUCCACCAUCGCCCGCAGGGCAUUUGACGGCUCUUCGCUGACAGCCAUCCCCGAUCCUAAGACGGGAAAGAUCGCAGCUGUCGAAUUAGUCUACAACAACGGCGCUGACUCGGUCGAACUUAGCGAGCAGUGCGCGCGCAUGCUAGAGUAUCCAGGGAGAAUCCUGGACAACUCCCAGAGAGAGGACCUCGCACUGAUCGGUUCUCAAUUUUGGCUGCUCGGGAUAUCAACUUUCGGCAUCUUGUACAACUCCAUACCGCAUAUUUGGGCGGUAGUCUUCGCUCGGGUGAUGCAGACUGCAUGGGCGACAUACACCAUCUGGCGCACGACCGACGUGCAGUUCAGAUACAAGACCCUUAUUGUCGGGGACAACACACCCUGUCAUUUCGACUUCAUGCCCUCUUACUUCAGCACGCGCCUGGCCCUCCAGAUCCCCGAACUGGUGCUCAAUGUCACCGCGUUGCUAUCCACUUCUUUCCUCGCAUGGCAUAUCGUGAAGGGUUACAGCUGCUCCACGAUUCGCCGCGUGGGCCCACCUCCGCGCGUGAUGCGCCUGUACAAGUUUUUCUUGAUCAACUCGAUGUUCCUCCAGCUCUCGCUGUUUUUCACCGUCACCGCCAUCAGUCUCUGGAUCGACCAGCUGCGCAACAGCGAGAUCGCGGUGUUGGCGCAGCAUGCACCUCUCUACUAUACUUUAUUCGUCUUCACGGUCGUGACGAUUGUACCAUGGAUCGUCAUAGGCUGGUUUGCCGUCCGGCGCGAGAAGAAGCUGCUCAUGGCGGGAUUCCUCUUCCUCAACGUGUUCUACAUCGUCGGAUGGAGUGCCAUGUUCAAGGCGCAGGUGUACACCUGGACGUUCAUCGAGUGGCCCUUCUUCGGCUGCAUGACGAUCGUGUCCUUCAUGGUCCUCGUCGGCGCGCUUGUCUUCGGCAUCAUCUGCUGGACUGGCUUCGACCAGGGGCUUUCCCACUACCUACACGUCGAGGCGGUGCUCACAGACUCGGAUUUCGACGCGGACGUGUUCACGAACGACACGGAGAAGUCGCCGAAGGCCGGGAGCCCCGUCAUCCGCUGCCCGAGCGCGCUCGCGGACCCGUUCCCAGAAGGCGUCCCCGCGGUCAAGAAGGACGGGAACUGGGAUUUCGCGGACGUCGACCGCCCGCGCAUCUACAUGGUCGACUUCGAGGAGACCAAGUCCUCUGGAUCCUACGCUCUGCCGCAGUGA
Trametes versicolor FP-101664 SS1 is the source of this 1623-nucleotide messenger RNA. RefSeq lists its product as uncharacterized. Bases 1 to 1623 code for a protein of 540 amino acids. The transcript has 13 exons. Lineage: Eukaryota; Fungi; Basidiomycota; Agaricomycetes; Polyporales; Polyporaceae. The record is from RefSeq and is a predicted model, not a curated record. Gene Ontology annotation, cellular component: Golgi apparatus.